CUCACUUUGUCUCAAACUGAAGAGUCUGAGGAGUGCGAGACAUUCGCGCGUCUCCGUCUCCAUUGCGCACAGAGAAUCGCUCGUGUAUCUUUCGUUUCUAUGUUUCUUUUAUUUGUUCGUAAAUAUUCUUCCUCUCCAGCCGAACCGGAUCGAUCGACCCCAGUGACGGGAGGUCGUGGAUGAAGGAUACGCAUGUGGACAGCCACUUUCCCUGGAUAUAACCAUGCGACGGGAUGUUGAUUAGACGGGCGCGGGUCCAAAGCAUGGAAACCUGUUGGAAAGGAUUGAUUCUGUGUGUACGAGGAUACUGACACUCGUCUUGCACUGCUAUUGACCUUCACUGCGCGUUGAUUUAGAGACAUUUGGAUCCGUCGGCGUGAUUGGAGAGGUCCUCUCUCUCCGCUAGCGCAUGAAUCUAUGGAAAAGCACACAGUGGGACAUGGUUAAACUGAUUGAGUCACCUGUGGAUGUAGUGCUGAUGCCCAGAGCUCUUGUCUGAGGUGAGCUGGAGGUCUGGUGGUCUUGGGGAGUUCGUGGAAUGCGAACGCAACGACGCGCCGCGUCCUCCUCGUCCUGCUGUCCGCGGCGCACAGACGUCUAGAUUCAUCAUGCUGAGGCAGAUGCUGCUGAACUCCACGGCGGCAGCGCGAGACUUCGACCUGAUGAGCAACACACACACGCAGGCGCCGCUGUCUCACGGGCCCGUGAGCGUGCUGGCCCUCCUGAAGCCUACGGGUCGCGGGAGCGCCUUACGGGAGGGCGAGCCUGACAAACCAGACCUGGCCACGUAUGUGGUGAUGUGCCUGGUGCUCUUCCUGCUGGUCCUCCUCAUCGUGUUCUUCAUCAACUGUCAGCUGAGGAACUCUUUCUUCGCCUCCAUGCCUUACGACCGCUCACUGCGAGAGGCCCGCAGCUCCUACAAAUGACCCGUUCGAGCCCCUCAAUGGAUGCAAAGUGGUUUGGAUAACAGAAUCAGUGCCGGAUUGAAGCUGAACUCACCCGUGUGAUCGAUCUGUCUGUAUAACAUGACUGUUUUAUACUUCUGCAUGGCCUUUUUAUGUCCAUAUACGGUUUAUCACAAGUUGUGUGCGUUAUGUUAGAGAUUAUUUUCUUGUACGAUGUUAAACCAUGAUUAAAUCUCAC
Carassius gibelio (silver crucian carp) is the source of this 1143-nucleotide messenger RNA. Its product is annotated as small integral membrane protein 32-like. The record is from RefSeq and is a predicted model, not a curated record. The coding region runs from base 609 to 926 and encodes 105 amino acids. NCBI's taxonomy places the organism in Eukaryota, Metazoa, Chordata, Actinopteri, Cypriniformes, Cyprinidae. The transcript is spliced from 2 exons.